AUGCGCUUCGCUUCCUCGACUACUUCCUCGUCAUCGCGCUCCAAAACACUUUCACGCGACUCUCGGAAAAGCACAACACCACCGCCACAAAACACGCUCGCUGUUCUAGAAUCCACUAGCAUGAAUCUGGACCUGGGUAUGCAGCUCGAUUUAGGAACCUCCAGCCUGUCGCCGACCGCCAUGGAAGAUGACUUGGAUGCCUAUUUUGCUAAUAACAUUGACAACUUUGUCAACUGGGGUGAAGUCGGCCCCGUUGAGCAAGCUGUAGCGGAAGAUCGCGCCCCACAACUGCGACCUGAGGAUAUCAUUCCAGAGUCCGAGAUCAUGGCCUGGAGUAUCAAUCCCCCAUCUCCCGAAGCCAACGAUGAAUCCAAAGACCAAGAAGGCAGUCGGGGACAAGGCAGCUCUUUAGCCAUCCCUAUUCCGCUGCCUAGGAAUCUGCCCACUACUCUCUUUGAGAUGGCGAUGAACGACUCGCAGCAUCCAAUUCCUACCAAGCCCUUCACACAGGCGGAGGCUAAUAGAGUCUUCGAAUUCUGGGCAAACAAUGUUUGGAGUGACACCGACAUAACUGGGGCGUUCAACUUCUACUGUGCAGGCACAAGGAUCGGAAUACACAACCCGCCCGACUUCAUCUCGGAGGUGAUCCCAUUCCGCACUGAAGCAGACAUCAGCUGGGCGCUUGAUCAAGUCACUUGGCGAACCGAUUUUGCCAAGGCAUUCGCUGCUGCUGAGGCAUUCAACGCUACCUCUCUAGAACACCCAGCCAUAGAGUCCCCACAGCCCGCUACCCCCUGUCCGGCACGCCGAAUCGCCGAAUCCCCACAAACCUGCGCUAAAGGCAAGGCGCGCGGCAAAAAGAAGGACGAGACCGCAACCUCUGCUAAAGGCAAGAAGCGCAGCAAAAAGGAGGAUGGAACGACACCAGCUGUCGCUUCGUCGCCCACUACUACCGUUCCCGCACACCCAACCACAGAACCUUCACAAACCUCUGCCAAAGACAAGAAGCACAACAAAAAGGAGAAUGGAACCGCAAUCACCGUCGCUUCGUCGCCCACGCCCAACAAACGCGCGGAAGCAACCCCACACAAGCGAGUCGCUCCGCGCAAGAGGAAGAGCACCAACAACACGGAAGAUCCAGCGAGUACCACCAUGCCUGCUCCCCGUAAGCAGUUCACGAGACUCUCCGCGGUACCAUUUCCGACUCCCGCCCCCAGCCCGGCCGUGUCCUCGCCCGAUGCAGACGUCAAGCCCGAAGGAACCCCCUCCAAGCGCGUCGACCGCUCCUGCAUCAAGCCUCCCAACGAAAAGCGAGGCGGAUACAGCGACGAAGAGCGUGCGUACCUCGGCCAGCUUGUUCUGGAUGAUCCGGGCGCUGCGCAUAGUCUCCUUGCAGAGAGGUACAACGCUCACUUCCCUAAUGCUCAGCGCACUGUCAAGAGUCUCACUGGCAGGGUGCAUGAUUGGAAGGAGUUGAAGCCGCUUCGACAGGCGCAUUUGCAGAAGAUGGUUGAGGAGAAUAAGCUGAGUCAGGGGAGUAAGGAGGCGUUGAAGGAGACGUGA
Mytilinidion resinicola is the source of this 1563-nucleotide messenger RNA. RefSeq lists its product as uncharacterized. The transcript has a single exon. Bases 1 to 1563 code for a protein of 520 amino acids. The record is from RefSeq and is a predicted model, not a curated record. Lineage: Eukaryota; Fungi; Ascomycota; Dothideomycetes; Mytilinidiales; Mytilinidiaceae.